UAUGUAUUUCGUCAAAUCUCAGAGAUACCUGAUAACAAAAACUGUUAAAAACAGCUUAACAGAAAUGGGCCGACUCUGAAAUUUCACGCUCCUCUCUUUCCCUCUCAAACACCACGGCCCACGCUCUCCCAGCCCUCUGCCUUUGCCGGACGCCGACCAGCCAAGCUCCGCAGCAGUCCACUGCGUCGCCCCACCGGCUGGCCACCAUCGGCGUCUCCUCUCGCCACGACCUAACCACACGGCUCAACAUUAAAUCAGUAGGUGUUUGCUCCUCUCGGUUUAGCUCGAGUAUGCUGAUGCAAAUGUAGUAUGGUGGAGAGCUCGAGGUUCUGAUUUUCAAGUGUUUCUUCCGGGUUUUGACGAACAUUGAAAUUGUACCACUUCCAUCCUAUCAUCACCCCUUUUCCCUUUCUUUAUGGGCAAAUUACAAAAUUAGUUUAGCUUCAUUAAAACCCUAACUCUCAACUCUGUUUGACAUCAUACUUUGCAUUUUCUCUCUCCAAUCUGCCUAUUCAAAUUGUGAAAUGGCUCCAAUAAAUGCAACUGGUGAAGAAAAUCAUCCUUUGAAUUGCAAUCUAUCUUCUCCAAAUUCAUAUGGGGCUGUUGUUCUUGGUGGCACUUUCGACCGCUUGCACGAUGGUCACCGCCUUUUCCUGAAGGUUGCAGCUGAUCUUGCUAGAGAUCGUGUCGUGGUAGGAGUUUGUGAUGGCCCUAUGUUGUCCAAGAAGCAGUACGCAGAAUUGAUAGAGCCUAUUGAGAAAAGGAUGCAGAAUGUGCAACAUUACAUUAAGUCCAUCAAAUCAGAGCUCAUCGUACAAGUGGAGCCCAUAGUAGACCCCUACGGUCCAUCUAUUGUUGAUGACACUUUGGAGGCCAUUGUAGUCAGUAAGGAGACAUUUCCAGGGGGACUGUCAGUCAACCGAAAGAGAGCUGAGAAAGGGUUAUCAGAACUGAAGGUGUUGUCUUCUAUUAUUGAAGUUGUGGAUUUAGUAUCUGAGGAAACAAGUGGCGAUAAGCUAAGUUCAACUUUUUUAAGAAAGAUCGAGGCAGAGAAAUUAGAAAAUCAGCAAGAAGCCUGAAGCUUCUCACAUUGGACGCUAAAUCUCCAUAAUGUGAAACUAUCCCUCAAUUGUGCUUUUGGAAAUGAACCUAAACUUAUCCUGAAACUGGAUAUACACCAUAUACACAUCAACACAUGUAUCAUUUGCUUAAGAGUUCGGUGGUGAAAAAGAGAGAAUGGGGCAAAGAGAACAAAUUCAGUGAAUAGCCUUUUUCUUUUCGUUCCCCUCUGAACAAUAGUUUGUACAACAAUUUAGGGUACCUGAUAUCUCAAAGUUACCUUUUACUUGCAAUUUCAAAUUGUAACUUUCUGCUUGUUCUAAACUCAGUUUUGCCAGACAUUAAUCGUCCAAAGUAAUAUGGUCUUAUCCUUGGUUUUCUCAGCA
Molecule: messenger RNA, 1445 nt
Organism: Beta vulgaris subsp. vulgaris (sugar beet)
Lineage: Eukaryota; Viridiplantae; Streptophyta; Magnoliopsida; Caryophyllales; Amaranthaceae
Product: phosphopantetheine adenylyltransferase
Exons: 8
Coding region: 525-1079 (184 amino acids)
Biological process (GO): coenzyme A biosynthetic process
Molecular function (GO): pantetheine-phosphate adenylyltransferase activity; dephospho-CoA kinase activity
Source: RefSeq, a predicted model, not a curated record